Molecule: messenger RNA, 1261 nt
Organism: Drosophila biarmipes
Lineage: Eukaryota; Metazoa; Arthropoda; Insecta; Diptera; Drosophilidae
Product: deoxynucleoside kinase
Exons: 5
Coding region: 104-934 (276 amino acids)
Cellular component (GO): cytoplasm; mitochondrion
Molecular function (GO): deoxynucleoside kinase activity
Source: RefSeq, a predicted model, not a curated record
UUAUUUCAUGAUUUUUGGUAAAAAUAAAAGAGGUGUUAAAAUUCUUUAACCCAAACUAAUAAAAUUAGCUGAUAUUUGUGGUAGUUGUAAUCGAAAAAGGCGUAUGAACUACGUUCCCUGUGGCGGGGACAUGAGCAGAAGGAACAUCAUAAAACUCAUAGAUCGCAGCUUGGCCAAACUGAUGGCGGCGGCAGCAUCCAGUUCGCGGCAGGGUCGCAAGUACGCCGAGGGCACCCAGCCCUUCACCGUCCUCAUCGAGGGCAACAUCGGAAGCGGCAAGACCACGUAUCUGAACCACUUCGAGAAGUACAAGCAGGACAUCUGCCUGCUCACCGAGCCCGUGGAGAAGUGGCGCAACGUCAAUGGGGUCAAUCUGCUGGAGCUGAUGUACAAGGACCCCAAGAAGUGGGCCAUGCCCUUUCAGAGUUAUGUCACGCUGACCAUGUUGCAGGCGCACACCGCGCCCACCGACAAGAAGCUAAAAAUAAUGGAGCGCUCCAUUUUUAGCGCGCGCUACUGCUUCGUGGAGAACAUGCGACGCAACGGUUCCCUGGAGCAGGGCAUGUUCAAUACACUGGAGGAGUGGUACAAGUUCAUCGAGGAGUCCAUUCAUGUGCAGGCGGAUCUCAUCAUCUACCUGCGCACCUCGCCGGAGGUGGCGCACGAGCGCAUCCGCCAGCGAGCCCGCUCCGAGGAGAGCUGUGUGCCGCUCAAGUACCUCCAGGAGCUGCACGAGUUGCACGAGGACUGGCUGAUACACCACAGGCGCCCACAGUCCUGCAAGGUCCUUGUGCUCGAUGCCGAUCUGAAUCUAGAAAACAUUGGCACCGAGUACCAACGCUCGGAGUCCAGCAUCUUCGACGCCAUCUCCAGCAACCUCGCGCCGUCGCCGGUUUUGGUGUCGCCCAGCAAGCGCCAGCGUGUCUCCAGAUAACUAACUUUUAAUAUAAGAGGCGCAGACGAGCCGAUCCGCGGGACAAGGCAAAGAAUAAUCCACUUACACUUCAAGCCCCUGAUGAACGCAUUCGUAUUUUAACAAUUAUAAUCCACAUUAUAUUCUAUCCACAGAAACUAGUUUAUAAGCACAAAAAUUGUAAUAAAAGAUGUGAGUGUUUAUGUUAAAUGAAAGCCACUAACUAUGUACUGCUGAAGAAACAUGCAGUUUCUCGAAGGCAUUUCAGUCAAGAAGAUAGCAUUUUUAUAGUUUAAUUUUAGUUGGACCAAGAAAUGAAUACGGGGUGAUUUUCCCGAAAAAAAAUAA